AACCAUUCAGUGGGAGCUAGCAUAUCAUUUUGGUAGACUUUAAAAUCCCCUCCGGUGAAUUAGGCUUGGGAAAAGUCCACCACCUCAAUCCCUAACCAAGAUCGCCAGAUCGGCCACCGCCGCCCGCGACUCCCCCGCCCAUCGCCAUGUCCGACUCCAACCCCGGCGCGGCGAACCCUGCCCUGGGGCCGGACGCCGACGCGGCGGCCGGCGAGGGCCUUGAGCUGGCGCAGUUCGCGGCGGGGUGCUUCUGGAGCGUGGAGCUGACGUACCAGCGUCUCCCGGGCGUGGCGCGCACGGAGGUGGGCUACUCGCAGGGCCACCGCCACGAGCCGACCUACCGCGACGUCUGCGGCGGCGGCACGGGGCACGCCGAGGUGGUGCGCGUGCACUACGACCCCAAGGCCUGCCCCUACGAGGUCCUCCUCGACGUCUUCUGGGCCAAGCACAACCCCACCACGCUCAACAGACAGGGCAACGACGUCGGGACGCAGUACCGGUCGGGCAUCUACUACUACACGGCGGAGCAGGAGAAGGCGGCGCGGGAUUCGCUGGCGGAGAAGCAGAAGGAGUGGAAGGAGAGGAUCGUGACGGAGAUCCUCCCGGCGACGAGGUUCUACCCCGCCGAGGAGUACCACCAGCGCUACCUCGAGAAGGGCGGCCAGUCCGCCAAGAAGAGCUGCAACGACCCCAUCCGUUGCUACGGCUGACGCCGCCGCCGCCGACGCCGCCCCGAGCGGCACUCGCCGGACCGUGCGCUCGAUUUGCCGGCGUUCCAUUGCACAUUUGCAGGUGUGCAUGUUUACUGUAGUAAUAACUACCGGUAUCGUAAACUCGUCAAAGGAACCUGCAAAUUCUAAGUCGCGGUGUACGCGAUUGUGCCAUUGAAAGUUUGAAACUGUGGGAGUAUAUAUAUCUGUGUUACAAUAAACGCACUGCUUGUCAAGGUGCAGUAUAGUUAUGCUGUAUUUGCUUCAUUACCUGAUCAUCGACGCACGCGUUAUUUCCUUUUGUGGGAUUAACUAAUGAUGUACAUUUUCAGCUGGUUGUUGAGUCA
Molecule: messenger RNA, 1057 nt
Organism: Oryza sativa Japonica Group (Japanese rice)
Lineage: Eukaryota; Viridiplantae; Streptophyta; Magnoliopsida; Poales; Poaceae
Source: RefSeq, a predicted model, not a curated record